GUUGUGUGCUACGUUCUUUUUCUCGUGUGAGCUUUGAUUUGUUGAUUCUCGUGUGUUGGAGCUAAAUUCAGAUGGCGGAGAUUUACGAGGAAGGAGAUGAAUCAAUGGAUGUGAAUAAUGAAGCAGAAGUGAAAUCUGAGGUGGGAAAAGAGGGAGGAGAUGAGAAUGUUUUGCAGUUUCUAGAUUCGUUGGAUGGCUAUUUAACUCUUAUGGAUUCUCUGAAUUCUAAGCUUCGAGAGGGAUGGUUUGAUCUAGCUAGUGCUCGACAUUCUAUGGGAACUUUACGUAUCAACAGUACUCUCUUAGACCUUAAGUAUCAUCCCGCUGUUUCAACAUUGCAAGUUUCAGACCAAGAUGUUGAAUCUUUGGGAUCAGUACCUCAUUUUUCUUUGUCCAAGUGGGCUUCCAAGGGCGGUAGCGGAAAAGGCAAAGACUUGUCUACUGAUACAGAUUCGGAGAUAGGCUCACCUCUCAGCCCACAGCUACGGCAUCGAGGAGUUUCUGAAGAGAAACCAUCAGCCAAGGAUGAAACCAUUUUAGUAGCUGCUGAAGAGAUUAAGAAAGAAAGAGCGAAAUCUCUGUCAGUAUUUGGAGGCUUAGUCUCGCCUAAGCUACGCGGCGCUCAACUUUCAUUUGAGACAGCUCUUGAAACUCUUGUGGAAAUAGCCAACAUGCGUGCAUCGAUGCUAUCUGCCUUUGAGCGAAUCACAGAGAAGUGAAGUUCCUAAGUUACGACUGACCCUGAAAUGUGCUCAAUGGAUUCAGUGGAAGCAGAAUGGAGCCAACCUCAAACACUGAGGUUACGUUGAUAAUGGCAAUUUGAUGAUGCGAAAAUCAUAUCUUCUUCGAGUCAGAGGGAUGUACCAAUGCAUUAGCUCGAUUUUCAAUUUUGUAGCUACCACUUUCAGUGUAAAACACAGUAUCUGUUUCGGUCUGGUUAAAUGUCACCAGAAUUUCUUACGGACCUUGAGCUAAGGAUAGAUCAAAAUAAUAAAACAUUUUGGAGAAGAGAAUCAGUAAAAUGGAGAAAAAUAAAAUCAUUUCAUUGUC
Arabidopsis arenosa is the source of this 1050-nucleotide messenger RNA. The record is from the annotation of a GenBank genome assembly. NCBI's taxonomy places the organism in Eukaryota, Viridiplantae, Streptophyta, Magnoliopsida, Brassicales, Brassicaceae.